AAAAAAAAAAAAAAAAAUUUCCAAAAAAAACUUCCACACAAAUUGCCAUUACUUUCAAUUAGAAGAAUAUGGAUGACCCACUUACCGACAUUCCAAAAAUUAUUCCAAUUAUCCUUGGUUCAAAUCAAAAACUUUUAAGUGAUCAAACGAAAUAUUAUCAUGAAAAUAUUGAAUAUAAAAGUUUUACUCAAUACAUCCCUAGUAAUAAGGAUUCCCUUGAAAAUUUUACUGCUUUAAAUAGGCUUAAUCGUGUUUUCAUCUGGAAUGAUAAAUCUCGAAUUAAUGAUAUCUGGUAUAAUGAAGAAUCUCGUAAAGCAGUUAUUGAAGUAAGUCAAUCUGCACGUCGUGGCAUUUUCUUUUGGGUAGAAAGACGAAAUCGACUUUUUAUUAAAUUAGAUCUUACUUUUGGAAAUGAUGGUAAAUAUAUUAUACGUCGUCAAGAAGAAUUUGUUCAACCAGAAGAUUUUGUUGGAACAUUGAUUCCUGUAAUUGCUCCAACCAUUAUAACAAUACAAAAAAUUAUUAUUAGUUUUAUCAUAAUUGCAUUUGGUCGAUUACUUGGAUUAAUUGGAUGUACUUGAUCCAAAAAGAAUUAUUAUAUAUUUUAUUUUUUUUCCUUGUAAAAAACUUUUUCAAAUUUCUUUAAGGAAUUUGUCAAAGUUUUCCGUACGCAACAAUC
Rhizophagus irregularis DAOM 181602=DAOM 197198 is the source of this 679-nucleotide messenger RNA. RefSeq lists its product as uncharacterized. The record is from RefSeq and is a predicted model, not a curated record. NCBI's taxonomy places the organism in Eukaryota, Fungi, Glomeromycota, Glomeromycetes, Glomerales, Glomeraceae.